AUGGCUUCCUGCCCCUUCUGGAGCAUCGUCCAUGACGAGGUCUGGCUGAACGCCUCCAAGGUUUUGGUGUUGGUGUUUUUUUUGUUUUCUCUCCUGGUGAACAUCUACCUGCUGUCGGGACUAGAGAACUCGGACUCGCUGUCCUGGCAGCCACGGUACAUGCUCCUGAAGAACCUCGUAGUGAGUGAUCUGCUGCAGUCUCUGACAAUGGGUCCACCUGUGCUGCACUGCCUGUUCCGUCACCAAACCCUGCGCUUCGGUGGCUGGUGCUUGGCGCAGUUCUUCAGCGGCGCAGUCGCCAUCGUCACCUCACUGCUGACGGUGGUUUCUAUGGCGCUGGAGCGAUACGUGUACACCUGCCACGGUAUCCGCUACCUGGUCGUUAUGACAAAUGGGAGGAUGUACAUUUUUCUGACCCUCAUCUGGCUAAUCGGGUUGGCAGCGGCCGGUACAUCCACCAUGCUACUGCUGAUGGGAAGCGACGGAUUUGGUCACAUAAUCUCGGGGUUCGUGUGUGAGCCGGAGGUCGUCCAAGCCCAGAUGAAGGACUCGCUGCCUUUUGAGACUUUUAACAAAGUUUUCGUGGGAUCCCUGCUUUCCUUCUGUCUCCUAGUGUUCCUGUUCUCCUACGGCCGCAUGUAUCAGGAGGCCCGGCAAGUCCUGCAGCCCUUCGAACAGGACAACAUCCGGGCCUGCCGCACCGUCCUGUUCUACCUGGGCAUCUUUCUCCUGCAGCUGGUUCCCAGUGCGAUUAGGUUAAUCACCAUGUUUGUCAGGGAUGUGGACUGCCACCUGCUGGUGGCAGUGUUAGUGCUGAUACCCCCCUGUAUCAACCCUCUGGCUUAUGGCCUCAGAAACGCUGAGGUGCGCCAGGCACUGGAUCAUCUUUGGGGAUUACGGAAACUGCCGUUUUGUCAAUGA
Molecule: messenger RNA, 921 nt
Organism: Electrophorus electricus (electric eel)
Lineage: Eukaryota; Metazoa; Chordata; Actinopteri; Gymnotiformes; Gymnotidae
Product: olfactory receptor 4Q2
Biological process (GO): detection of chemical stimulus involved in sensory perception of smell; G protein-coupled receptor signaling pathway
Cellular component (GO): membrane
Molecular function (GO): olfactory receptor activity; odorant binding; G protein-coupled receptor activity
Source: RefSeq, a predicted model, not a curated record